AUGUCCGACUCAACGCACACACCUCGCAAAGAGCCCACACCUUCGACCUCCAGAAUCCAUCCCCCAAAGGGUGCUAAACUCCGCGACAAAGCAGCAGCAGGGUUCAUCCUCUCCGUCGACGCCUUACGCAAAUGGGCGUCCAAAAUCAACGACCCGGAGUAUGAUGAUUACGACCCCAAUGAGGAUCUGGACGGAGAACAGGCGUAUGGCGAGAUACUGCGUCACCUUGAAGAACACGCCGCCUACCGCGAGGCUGUGAUCCAUUUCAUCGAUGGGGAGCGAGAGGGGGAGUUUCUGCUUGUUACGCAGAUUAAGUGGAUUAAAGGGAUGCAGGGCUGGGAGGGUAUGCCGAAGGAGCUGCUGCCUUCGUUCGAGGAGGAGGCAGAGGAGGAAGGUGUUAGAGAGAGAUUUAAGAUGGAUGGCCUGGACGAGAACGAUUUCCGCUUUGAUUCGUGCACGUUGUCGGAUGCCGAACGAUGGGUUAUCGGGCAGCCCUUUGACGAUAGUCAUAUUUAG
Coprinopsis cinerea okayama7#130 is the source of this 516-nucleotide messenger RNA. RefSeq lists its product as hypothetical. The coding region runs from base 1 to 516 and encodes 171 amino acids. The record is from RefSeq and is a predicted model, not a curated record. The transcript is spliced from 2 exons. Lineage: Eukaryota; Fungi; Basidiomycota; Agaricomycetes; Agaricales; Psathyrellaceae.